AUGCCAAACAUUAACACAUAACACAAUAGCUCUUUCACAGAUACAAAAACGAAAAGUCAAUAAAUAAAAUAAAUGAAUUUACAGAAUAUAUUCCCAAAGUCUCAGAUAAGAUAGAACCUAAAUAAUAAAAAACAAAAUAAAUAAAUACUAAUAGCUAAUACAAAAUCAUUACAUCAUAAAAUGCCAGAUAGUACAUCAAAUAUCUUUUCAUAGUAAUCUAAAAAUUGUGUAUUCUUUUUAUUUUUAACCAGGGCUAAGGAUUUAUGAAGUGAAUUAAAUUCAACCAAAAAAUGAGGAAAGGUUGGCUGGAGGCUGCAAAUUUUUGCUUAUGAAUAAAAUAUUUUCCCAGUAAAAUGAAAAGAAUCACUAAAUACUAAGCAGAAUAAACCUAUAGGCUGCGUUUCACUAGUAACUGACGUCAUUCAUUGAUUAGAGCAGCUGACAGUUUGGGGGGUCUGGAGCUGCAGCUCAUUGAAGUGAAGCCUCCCGCUUCUGUGUGCACACUCGUACAGUAGUAAGAGUCAGAGUGAUGCGCUCUCUCCUGUCUCCGCCACUUACAAAGUGAAUUUGGAAACUUACUGUAACCUUAAUUGGAUCAAUACAGCGUUCGAGGACGCGAAUUUAAGUAAUUCAGCACCUUCUUGCCGAGAUGGGGCUGUUAGAUGACGACAUUGCCUUCCACUCCAACAUACCUGUGCCACUGGAUAUAACCGUGGGUGUGGUUUACUCUAUUUUUGGGGUAUGUUCGCUGUUUGGCAACACUACGCUGUUGUACGUCUCCUCCAGGAAAAAGCACCUCCUGAAACCAGCCGAGUACUUUAUCAUCAACCUCGCUGUUAGUGACUUGGGCCUGACUCUGUCCCUCUACCCCAUGGCGAUUACUUCAAGCUUUUACCACAGGUGGCUGUAUGGAAAAACCGUGUGCUCCAUAUACGCUUUUUGUGGCAUGUUAUUUGGCAUCUGCAGUCUGACCACCCUUACCCUGCUAAGCAUGGUGUGCUUUGUGAAAGUAUGUUAUCCGCUCUAUGGGAACAGGUUUAACUCUGUUCACGGCCGUCUGCUCAUUGCCUUCGCUUGGGUCUAUGCCCUGUUGUUUGCCUGCUCCCCGCUGGUCCACUGGGGGAACUACGGACCAGAGCCUUAUGGCACCGCCUGUUGCAUUGACUGGCGCCGGUCCAAUCAGCACUCUACAGCACGCUCCUACACUGUGGCACUGUUUGUCUUCUGCUACAUCCUUCCAUGCUGCAUUAUUAUAGCAUCCUACACCGGCAUUCUGCUCACAGUGCAUGCAUCCCGCAAGAAUUUGGAGCAGCAUGCGCCGAGGCAGACGUACAUAAGCAACGUCCAGACAAUUAUUGUGAAGCUAAGCGUUGCUGUCUGCAUCGGUUUCUUUGCGGCAUGGAGUCCAUAUGCCGUGGUGUCCAUGUGGGCUGCCUUCGGACACAUCGAGAACAUCCCUCCUCUGGCAUUUGCUUUGCCAGCCAUGUUUGCCAAGUCCUCCACCAUCUACAACCCGAUCAUCUACCUAAUGCUGAGGCCGAACAUGCGCAGGAUGAUACGCAAGGACCUGGGUACUCUAUGCCACGGCUGUCUGAAGGGCUGCCUCUGCUCCCAGGAGCCAGCUAAGCGCUGCUCCAAGCCAGAGAUCAGGGUCAGGCUUCGCUCAAUCCACAGACACACCAACCAGUUCCCUAAUUCAUCUAACUCUUCUGCUCAGCCUCCUAUGGCUGAGGAGUACAAGGGUGCCCUUGAAUGCUUUGGACACUACCCUCAAAUGUGUAGCGUCAGCAACCUGGCUGCCAGUGAAGAUACAUCUAAGGAACAAGACACUCCAGUUCCCCAAACACAUGAGCAGAAGCCUCGAAGCGUGUGCCGCAGGAAGUCUCUGGUGAACUUUAUGUGUUCAAAAAGGACUUCAGAAACAGACAACUUCCAUAUUAAUUUAGAGAUGGUUCCAGGACAUGCAAAAGUUGCUUGGCCUUGACGUUUCUCUCUGUUCAAAAUGUUUACAGAAUCUCUCUGGACAUAUUUUACAGGUAAUGUUCUUUCAGGUGAGGGAAAAACACAAUUUAUAUUUUUCAGGAAAUCUUGUUCAGCAGUGUACAUUUACUCCUUAACUGUUUGGAUAGAAGCCAUGUAACUUUAUGUUUUAUCACCCACCGGGCUUCUAUUUGGCUGAUAUGACGGCUUUUAGGUUAAAUGCUGACAGCUAUAAUUUGAAGGGUAUUUAUUUUGCAGCACAUAACUAAUCUAAUAAUAAUAUGGAUUUACUGCAAAAAGUGCCAAAAAGUACCAGUCUAUAUGUGAGUACAGGCUGAACACAGCAGGAUUUAAGGAUUAAAAAAUACUAAAAUACUAAAAUUACUAGUUUGGUUAAAUUGGAUGCAAAGCAACUUUCAAUACUAACAAUAACUUGGAUAUAACUUGUUAGGACUGUCAGUUUAAUUUUUUAAGGCCCGAAAAACAGUUAAUUCCUGUUGUUAGAUAUUCAUGACUAUAAGCGACAAUCAAAGUUUAAAAAAAACAUCUUUGGGUGGCAUUUAUCAAAAGUCUUGCGUUUAAAAACUCCACCAACUGUCUAUCUUCAAAUGUCCUUUUUCAAAAUUAGCCCCACCCAUUUCAAAAUCAGUGACAGGAGCACCAAGAAAAAACAUAAAUACAGAAACCUGUAUUGUGAAAUAAAUAACCAAAACUUUUUUACCUGAAUAUUCAAAAUAAUACAUAUUUAUAUUAAAAUGACAAAAUACAAAAAUUUGUGCAGCAAUUAAGUAUUAUUCUGGGUUUCAGCUGUCUAAAAAUGACACAUAAUAAACUAAUAAACACAAAACAUGAGUAAUGUAUAUUUUAACUGUUGAUCCUACGGUGAAUAGUACUCUCAAAUUAAUAGUCUUUGGUGUGCAAAUACUUGUGGACAUUAUAAAGUCUAAGGCUUCAUCUGAAAUCAACCACAUAUGUACUCCAACUAAUUCAUACUAAGUAUGGUCAGAAAAGCCCAAAUGUGAUACUAGAUUAGCAAGAUUUUUUGAUUAUGAGAUGUGAGCUAACUGGAUACAUUUUGAACUCCCUCCAAAAUGCAUUACAUCACCUCAGACUGUCCGAUGGCGGACUGUGAGGCAGACGGUUAAAAUAAUGAAUGGGUUGGAUAGAAUAAUUAUGAAUACAGGUACAGUUAAGAGGAGAAAUGUUGCAGCUGACAUGUAUAAUGUACUAUGGAAAAAAUAUUUUACACUAAAAUAUCUUAUGAUUUGCCUUGAAAUGGUCCUGGAAAAUAUUAAAUUGAAUGGAAGAGGUAAUGCGAUUUACAUUUGUAACAGAAAGUCUUGACCUUACUUCAGUGUUAACAGUCUGCUGUUAAUAGCGUAAUUAAUCGUUGAUUUAGUCGGCAUUAAACACUACAUACUGAUUGAGAAUGUAGUACAUUAGUAUGCGAACACAACCACUGGAUAAUUUGCUAUCAUGUUCAUAGAUAAACCUAGGUUAGGUCUCAGGGAAUCAGGGAACAGGCUGGGAACAGUGGGAAGACUCACUCGUAUAGUUACGAUACUGUAGUAUCUCAAUCGUCAAAUACACGUUUAUCUUGGAGCAUGGCUUUUUUGAUUUCCAUGGUCAGGACUCUUCUGGUUAAUUAUUACCACAACACACCAUGGGAAAAAAGCCAUCUCAUUUCAAAGCUGUUAACACUUGUUUUACUAUGCCAGCCCAGGUAUUGUUUACACUGACAACUGCAGGUAUAUAGUUUAUGGUGCUUGAUCAAUCUAUGUACACACUGUGUAGAACACAACGCUGCUGCAUAUCAUUAUUAUGGCACUGCACAUUAGUUUGUCUUUAUGUACUCUGUUAACUUUAGUCUUGUUAUACAAUGAAGAAUAAAUUAGUAUACUGCCUCACAAUACUGUAUAUAUUUGUAAUUGCAAUUAGGGUUACAAAGGGGUGAAAAUUUGCUAGGGAAUUAUAGAAAUAUUGGAAUUAUGGAAAUUAAUGGGAAUUAAUGGGAAUUAACUGGAAACUGGGCGUAAUUAAACAAACUGUCAUAUCCAAACAUAAAUAUAAACAUUUUGUUCCGCAUAAGCAGACAUCCAUGCAAAAUAAUACAAUGAAAAAACAUUUCAACAGAUUUAUUUGUAAGUAGAACUUAAUCAAGUUUUAAUUAUUUUAACAAUUAUUGUAUAUUAAGUUAUAU
Centropristis striata (black sea bass) is the source of this 4180-nucleotide messenger RNA. RefSeq names its product opsin 7, group member a (gene opn7a). Gene Ontology annotation, molecular function: G protein-coupled receptor activity. The transcript is spliced from 6 exons. Gene Ontology annotation, cellular component: membrane. NCBI's taxonomy places the organism in Eukaryota, Metazoa, Chordata, Actinopteri, Perciformes, Serranidae. Gene Ontology annotation, biological process: visual perception; G protein-coupled receptor signaling pathway. Bases 650 to 1984 code for a protein of 444 amino acids. The record is from RefSeq and is a predicted model, not a curated record.